AUGGUUGCGAACUCGAUUCCUAAAGUGGUACAAGAAGUUCAGUCAGCUAACUCGAAGAAGCAUGAAUGGGAAUGUAAGAAAGAUAAUGCACUUAAGCGGGAAGAAGAGAUCCUCUCUAAGUUCACUCGUCUUAAAGGCGUCUUCCUUUAA
Eruca vesicaria subsp. sativa (arugula) is the source of this 150-nucleotide messenger RNA. The record is from the annotation of a GenBank genome assembly. Lineage: Eukaryota; Viridiplantae; Streptophyta; Magnoliopsida; Brassicales; Brassicaceae.